ACUUCGCCAGGAGUGCGGUCAAACACCCGACGUCUCACCGUCCCAGAAUGCUCCUGGCCGGUCGUCCCGGCGCCGGUCAAACCUCCCACCUGGCUCCCGCUCUCCUGCACGCUCUGGAGCGCUUCACCGUCCACAGCCUGGACUCUGCCGUGCUGUUUGGAGUCAGCAGCACGUCCCCGGAGGAAGCCUGCGCCCAGGUAUUCUGCGAGGCACGGCGGACGUCUCCCAGCAUCCUCUACAUGCCGCACAUCCAGCAGUGGUGGGACACCGCGGGGUCCUCGCUGAGAGCCUCCUUCCUCAGCCUGCUGGACAGCAUCCCCUCGCUCUCCCCCAUCCUCCUCCUCGCCACCUGCAGCGCCCCCCAUCAGGAUCUGGACCCCGAGAUUCAGUCUCUGUUUCGGGAGGAGUACGGGGAGGUUUACACCAUCAGCGUUCCCAGUCGGCAGGAGAGGACCGAAUUCUUCCAGGACCUCAUUCUGAACCAGGCGGCCGAAGCUCCGCCCUCCAAGAACAAAGCGUUGACUCAGGCCGUGGAGAUCCUCCCCCUGGCUCCCCCGCCUCCCCCCCGCCAGCUGCCGGAGCAGGACCGCCUCCACCUGGAGGAGCAGGAGGAGGACGUGAUGCGGGAGCUCCGCCUCUUCCUGCGUAACGUCACAGAGCGCCUGACUCUGGACCGACGCUUCAAGACCUUCACCAAGCCGGUCGACACAGAAGAG
Messenger RNA from Plectropomus leopardus (leopard coralgrouper), 716 nucleotides. NCBI's taxonomy places the organism in Eukaryota, Metazoa, Chordata, Actinopteri, Perciformes, Serranidae. The record is from RefSeq and is a predicted model, not a curated record.